Molecule: messenger RNA, 3524 nt
Organism: Tribolium madens (black flour beetle)
Lineage: Eukaryota; Metazoa; Arthropoda; Insecta; Coleoptera; Tenebrionidae
Gene: su(sable)
Product: protein suppressor of sable
Exons: 4
Coding region: 190-3183 (997 amino acids)
Biological process (GO): negative regulation of DNA-templated transcription
Cellular component (GO): nucleus
Molecular function (GO): RNA binding; metal ion binding
Source: RefSeq, a predicted model, not a curated record
GAUAUCGAAAUACCUUCCUUUCCUCUUUGUAAAAUCAUUUGUGGUCUCCUCGCCAUAGCGAACAGUCGGUUAAAAACAUGAAAAUUAUGCGUAAUAAUCCAAACAAAUGUCUGUCCUAAUCACCGAGACGCCGACGUUGCCGACGACGACGCCAGGACAGAUUUAAACAGUGAAUGAGUGACUAUUUUCAUGCCAUUUUAUCACAAUUAUCCGCCUAGUGAUCAUAUAAUUAGGUUGCGAGAGAAUAUGGCGCUCGUAUGUGACGUUGAUAACAUUGAAAGUGCGACUCCUCAAGUGGAGGAGCAACCCCAAGAGACGAAAGAAGAGGCAAAGGAACAGGAGAUUGUCCAAGAUAAUGACCUCGAAGACGGCGAAAUCGAAGAUGACGGAGAGGACGAGCCUCCCGUGGAGGCAGCCCCGCCGCCCCCCAAAGACCCCGAGCCCCCCAAGGAGAAGCCGGAGCGCGACCGGACCCGCCACGAAAGGUCCGAAAGACGCCGCCACGACGACAAAAAGAAACACAUGACUGAAGCCGAGAAAAGCAUCCUUCAUCUGCGUAAAAGAGAACGCAUGCAAAGAGAAAAAUGGGAAAAAUACCGCAAGGAACAAAACAUGGACCCGGCCGCCGUGGACGACUUCGCGAUAAACAUCGAAAAAGCCAUCGCCAGCGUUCUGAAAAAGGACAAACACGUUAGUGACGAGGAGAAAGACGACGACAAGAGGGGCCGAAAGCGGAAAAACCGCGACAAAGACAGGCCGAAAGGCGGAAAACAACGGAAAAUCGACUCCCCGAAAGCGGAGGACGACGAAAAUGCCAGCCCGAAAUCGGAGGAAAAACGCGACAGAUCGGCGUCGCCGCGAUCCGAAGACUCCUACACUUCGGACGAGUCCGAUCGGAGCAGAAGCGACCGGAAACGAGACCACAAAAAGGGCAAGGGCCGAAAUCGGCAGAGGAAGAGGAGUCGCGAAAGGCGAAACGAACAGCAACAACAAAACAAGGACUCACAAGGCGUCUGCGUUUUCUUCCUGCAAGGGAAAUGCCAAAAGAAUGACUGUCCGUAUUCACACGAGGCCGUGCCGCCCAUGAAACUCGAACUGUGCAAGUUUUACUUGAAGGACUGUUGCGCGAAAGGCGAGAAAUGUUCGUACAUGCAUUCGGAAUUUCCUUGUAAACUUUACCACACGGGUCUCGUGUGUGUCCAGGGUGAUAAUUGUAAAUUUGCGCACGGGAAGCCGUUAGAUGAGCACCGCAAACAGAUUUUAUUCAAGCAUAUCGAGACGGCGCCUCGUGAGAUUUUGGGUGGUUUUCCCCGGAUGAAUCGCGAGGAACUUCUCAAUAAAAUCAACGUGGCCCAGCAGAAUUUAAUGGUGCAGUAUGGGAUUGAUAAGAGUGAUAAAGGGAUGCCGAUGCUGGAUAUUAACAUGGGAGUGCCGCCGGAAAUCGCCAAUGAUUGUAACAAGAAGAGGAAUAAACCGUCGCGGUGGCAAGACCCGGAUCCAGUGAUCAAACCGUUCGGUUUGGAUCAAGAUAUGAGGGUGAAUAGUAAUGGUGAUAUUGAUAUGAGGACUUUACCACCUUUGGCGCAAAUGCAGCCCCAAAUUCAAAGCGAAGAGACUUCGGGUGAGAACGAUGUGAAUAAUUUCACCCAAGAUAUCGAUAUAAGGAAUCCGAAUAUGUUGCAAUUCGAUACGAAAGACGUAGAUAUAAGGCAACAAAUGUUGGCUAGUAAAGACAUCGAUAUUCGGCAAAUUUUACCAGUUUUCGAGGAAAACAAAGAACCGGAAGUUACCGAAAAUGCUCUUCCAGACUUACCGAAAACUCCACGCGAGUUGUACUUGAGGAUACAGUCGCAACAGAAAACCAACUUACCUGAACAACAGCCUGAAACAAUCCAAGUCGACGAAAACAUCAACUGGUACUCGGACGACGAUGAUGAGGACGAAAAUCGGCUCACGAUCAAAGUCGACAAUGAAGAAGAAAAGAAAGAAGAGAGUGAGAAUAUCAUGAGUCCGCCUCAAAUCAAGCCAUUAGACGUGGUGGAAAAACUAGGUGACUUGUCAAAAAUCGAUAUUUCGGCCGAAGUCACAAAAUUGUUGACUUCAAUGAGUCAACAGAAAGAGGCCCAAAAGCCGGCCAUUCGUGACCCGAGACAGCAAAGGACGCCUUCGACCGAACAAAAAAUCAGUAUUUACGAACAGGGGAGUAUUAUUUCGGACGAGCCGAAGAGUCCCGAUCAAGUUGUCGAGUCGGAUAUUCGGGGACGUCCCGACGUCGACUUACGCAACUUACAUUUACCGUUCAAAGGCAUGUUGAAUUACACACCAGCGAAGGAAAUCGACGCUAGUGUUAAUUCGCAUCCGCCUAUGAUAUGGAAAGUCGAAAUAGUCGAUAUUCCGCGUCCGGAUUACACCGGAUUAAAACUAAACAUUCAAGAUGCGGAAAAAACCGGGGAUCCCCGAUUGAAGAAAAUCUUCCGGUUGAGCACCGAAGAGAAGGAUAGUCCUGCAAGUCCGAAGGCGAGUCCCAAAGCUCGGAUCGAUCCGCGUCUCAAGAAAAUCGAAGAGAAACAACAAGAUUCUUCAACGUUGACGUACAAUCAACAGUUGAAUAUUUUGCAAAGUUCGGCAUUCUUCCAGAGUUUGACCAGUAACCAAAAACUGCUCCUCAAUCAAGAACUCGCUGCUAGGAGUGACCAAAACGGCUUCCAUGACCCUGUUUUGAACAGUAUGUUGUCGACGCUGAAUCUGAUUCCUACUAGUAACAUGAACAGUCCUAAUAUGGGGGCGGCGUUGAACAUUUUGGCCAAUGUAAAUAAAUUAAAUCCGGGGAUGAUCAGUAAUCCCCCGCCGAUGGUUAUGAGGCAGAACCCCAAUAUGAUGGCGGUGCAGCCGGGGUUGUUAGGGGCGGCACCGGGGAUUCCCAACAUACCCAAUGAUUUUCCCAUGAAUUUUGACCCGAGGAUUAACAAUGCGCCGCCACCGCCUUUUGGGAAUUUCCCCCCUGAAAAUAAUUUCGGAGGAUUCGAUGAUUAUUAUCAACAAGAUAAUAAUUUCGCGAAUAGGGAUAACAACAGGAAUUUUAAUAGGGAUAGGAGAAGAGGAAGGAAUAAUUUUAAUAGAAAUAACGGAAAUAGGAAUUUUAGAAAUAGGAAUAACAGAAAUAGAGGGCAUACACCGCCCUAAUUUGCCAAUUAGAUAACACGCUCAAAAUUUAUUCUGUAAAUACAUAUUUUUGUUUUUUAUUAACGUUUGAAAGACUGAAGGACCUUGUAAAUAAUUCAAUCACCUUUUUUUACCGAGUUGGUAACAUUUUCUCUACUGUUUCAAAACUGUUUUUGUAAAUAUACGAAUAAAAGAGUUAUCAUUCCUUGUAAGUUAUUUCUCAUGAUAGAAACUAUUUAUUUUUUGUUAAUUUAUCUAACCUUUAUUAUUUUUUUAACGGAAAGCUUACCAGGUAUGUUUAGAUGGCAAAUAUUUAUACAUAAGCGCUUUAUUAUUUUUUUAAAAUAAAUCUUGAAAUACUU